AUGCCUUGUCUCCACAUUGGAUCAAGAACAGGGUCAGAGGGAUCAAAAACCGCUAAUUCGUAUAGAGCCAUCGAGCCGGCCCAACCAGAAACCAGAGCUGAGCAACUAGGAGCAGGUUCAAUGAUUGCAACUCUGCCAAAUCCUUCCGUGAAAUUGGAAUUGUCGUCAUCCGUUCCAUUGAACGGGUUGCCAAGGGCAGCUUUGCAUUUUCCUUAUGGUGAAAUUGCAUUGGAGCAGAGAGAGAAUAUUGAGGAAAAGGAUGAAGUUAGGAAUGCUUUGUCAGUUGAUGGUAUCUUAAAAAGUCCAUUGUUGAAUGGAGUCUCCACUGUUGUGUACAACGGAAAAGAUUUGAACCUAAGAUAUAUUUAUAAGGACACACAUUUGACAUUCAUUCCAAGUUUUAGUCUACCUUCGAAUAAAGCGUCAUUCGCAUUUAAACGGAGAUUCAGCUCUACGGAUAAGUUAAGGAACACUAAGAAUCCAAUCCUAGAUUCUCUAAAAUCCAGACCUAGGGGCCUUAAUGAAAGAGAGAACAAAAGUUUAAGGAAUCUCACCACUGCGGUGGUUGAUCCAACUCUGACGUUCAUUCCGGAAGAAGCUCUCCUAGUGGCAGAAGAGAUGAUGAAGCAGGGUUCUGGUGAAGUUCCGAGCUCUGACGAAGCUUCGACGAUGCUUCCUUGA
Messenger RNA from Phalaenopsis equestris, 681 nucleotides. Its product is annotated as outer envelope pore protein 37, chloroplastic-like. The coding region runs from base 1 to 681 and encodes 226 amino acids. The transcript is spliced from 5 exons. Lineage: Eukaryota; Viridiplantae; Streptophyta; Magnoliopsida; Asparagales; Orchidaceae. The record is from RefSeq and is a predicted model, not a curated record. Gene Ontology annotation, cellular component: chloroplast outer membrane. Gene Ontology annotation, biological process: monoatomic cation transport. Gene Ontology annotation, molecular function: monoatomic ion channel activity.